ACCGUCGUAGCGUUCGAUCGCCCUCCGCUCACAAUCGUGGUAUAUAGACAGCACGCGAUUCGUCCACAUUACACGCGACGUCAUAAAAUUAUAACAUUGUCGUGUACAUGUGACGUUAUCUAUCGCAUCCACACGAGGUCGGUCAGUCUUGUGGUCUAUAAUUGCAUAAUAUUACACGUCAAAUCACAUCAAACCGUCGUCAUGUACGGCCGCCGCGAUUCCGCGGUGUUGAUGACCGCUCUGGUGCUGUUGACGUUGGCCGUAACUCGGGGCCAACCUACCUCCGAUGCCCCCGUAUCACCGGAAAAAGCAGCAUCCGACCAGUCAGCUGCUGAUAUUAACUCCGUCAACCCGACAGCCACCACAUUUUCCAGAUCCUACAAUGGAUCAGCAGAAAGUAUGAAAAAAGCCAUGUGGAAGAGGUGCGUGUCCAAGAACUACGUGACGUGUGCAAAGCUGGCGCUGGUUCAUCUGAUGGACCGUCUGGAGCGGGCCAACAACAGCUACUCGCUGGUGCCCGGCGUGACAGUUUCCAGCGAAAAGUAUCACGAUCGGAUAGAUGACGACAACGACGGUGGUGGAGACGUAGCUGCGCAAAAAAACACAGUCCGCGACUCGUCCGAAGCCUUUGACCGGUUGCUCGUCGACAAGUUGGGUCGAUACUUCAGCACCCUCACGCUUAACGUCAAGCUGUUAGACGAAGCGACCAUUCAGUCCGUCCGAAAGUUAGGAGAGGCUGCUGCUGACGCGUCUAUUCAAUCGGGCAGGGGCAAGAAGCAGAAGUACGCGCAGUCCAUCCUGCUGGCCGGAUGGGUGACCGGGGCCAUGCUGCUGGCGCUCGGCAUGAAGGCGAUCGCCGUGCUCGCCGGCAAGGCGCUGAUGACGGCGCUGAUGUCGCUGCUGUUGUCCGGUCUCGCGUCGUUCCGCGGCGGACACUCCGAGCCGAAGAGCACCACCUACGAGAUCGUCACCAAACCGGUGUACUCGCACUCGCACUCGACGGCCGAAGACACGCACGCCGCCGGCAGUCAGAACAACCCAACUUACAGGCGGUCCAUCGGUAGCGGAGCUGCGGGCGGCAGCGGCGGCCUCGUGGGGCUACAGCACGUGCCGGCCCCGUCGUCGGCCGAGGACGCGGACCACGUCGUCUACCGCAUACACACUUCCGACAAGACGCCCAUUUACAUACCCAUCAUAGACCGCCGCCGCCGCCGCUGAUCGCUAUAUUUUAUAACACAUCCCCCCCACUAUCCACCCAGCCAACUCGUGUCUAACUUAUGUGUAUUUAUUAUUAUAAUAUUGUUUAUACGCCGAUGGCAAUUCUAAUUUAUUAAUAUUAUUAUUAUUAUUAUUAUUUAUUAACCGUUUUAAAAUUUUUAUUUAUAUAUUAUUCAUACCGUAAUACCAUGCUGUUUUGCGUUAAUUUAUGUUUAUAAUAAACUUAUACCUAUUAUAUACGACGUACCUAUGCGGAAAAGAAACAAAACGUUAGUUAUUUUUUUAUUUUGUACGUUUUCGCGAAUAUCGGUUCUGUGUGAUUUUUUUAAUCUAUACAUAAAGUCUAUUACAUAUUACACCAUAAACAGUUUUUAUAGAUUUUUCAAAUAUAUAUAAGUCAUUAUUGUUUUUAAUGAUCGACUAUAACUGGCUAUAAUAUUUCUGCAAGCUCGUUCUUUUCAUAAUGUGAACUAUUGUUUAAACAAAUAGAUUCAAACAGCGAAUGUUGAUUAGGCUAUUCUAUCAUUAAAUAUCUAUAAUAUUAUAUUAAUAACUAUACACAUACGCACAAACAGCUAUAAACUCUUACAAGGUAGAUUUGAAUUUUUCAGAGAGAUUUUUUAUUUUUAUAUUUAAAAU
Messenger RNA from Rhopalosiphum maidis (corn leaf aphid), 1857 nucleotides. RefSeq lists its product as uncharacterized. Bases 202 to 1218 code for a protein of 338 amino acids. Lineage: Eukaryota; Metazoa; Arthropoda; Insecta; Hemiptera; Aphididae. The transcript is spliced from 3 exons. The record is from RefSeq and is a predicted model, not a curated record.